Fusarium musae is the source of this 228-nucleotide messenger RNA. RefSeq lists its product as uncharacterized. Bases 1 to 228 code for a protein of 75 amino acids. The record is from RefSeq and is a predicted model, not a curated record. NCBI's taxonomy places the organism in Eukaryota, Fungi, Ascomycota, Sordariomycetes, Hypocreales, Nectriaceae. The transcript is spliced from 2 exons.
AUGUGCCGAGGAGAGAACGUUCAAUGCAAGGAGUGCUGCCGACUCAGCAGCCGAAUCGUCCAGCUCUGCAUCCGCGGCGAGCUGAUGGCCACCUGCCCCGAAACCAUCAUCGAGGGUGUCAGUUUAGAAAAGGAAUGCUCGCACUCUCUAAUGAAUACGACAGGAUCACUUGGAGGGCUUCCAAAGCGCAACCCAUACCGCAGCCAGUCCAUCGGCCUCGGCGCUUGA